This is a messenger RNA of Clonostachys solani, 2934 nucleotides long. Lineage: Eukaryota; Fungi; Ascomycota; Sordariomycetes; Hypocreales; Bionectriaceae. The record is from the annotation of a GenBank genome assembly.
AUGGCUAUUCGACGCUGGAGAGGCGGGCAGCCUGUUAACAUCGCGGCCAAGUUGUGGAAUGCCAUCCACACUAAUUACCAUCUUGGGUUUACCUCCUUUGGUGGUCCCCCAGUACAUUUCAAAAUCUUUCAUGACAAAUUCGUCCAGAAGCUGCAAUGGAUCGACGAGCAAGUGUAUCAAGAGCUGUUCAGUGUAUGCCAGGCUUUCUCUGGCCCUGGUAGCACCAAAAUGCAUUACUGUAUCAACCUCAUCCAUGACGGUUUCCCGCCUGCCUUGCUGAGCUUUCUUAUCUGGAGCUUACCUGGCGCCCUCGGAAUGUACGGCCUCUCCAUUGGCAUCUCUAACAUCGGAGACUCACUCCCCGGUCCGGUUUAUGCACUCCUCUCCGGCCUCAACGCCUCGACCGUCGGCAUCAUCGCAGUCGCCGCAGUUCAACUGUCAGAAAAAGCCAUUACCGAUAAAAUAACCCACGUAAUCGUCUUCCUCGGAGGCGCGGCCGGCAUCCUAUAUAACGCGCUGUGGUACUUUCCCCUUCUGAUGUUCCUGGCCGGUGUCGCAACCGUCGUUCAUGAUUAUCGUUGGCUUCACGGCCCCGUCAAGGUCGUCGUGAGCGUGGUGAAGAACCCCAGAAGACGACACCUGGCAGAAGAGCCGGAAUCCGUCGAGCUUUCGCAGGCGCAGUCUGUCAAUCAGCACAAUCAGCAUAACACUGCUACCGCCACUGCUACUUCUUCCGAUGCUGUGACAAAACGGAAUGAGGUAGGGACGCGCUUAAGCCGAGACAACGAUGUGGAAACUCUUCCGGUUACUGAGAACGGGCAUCCAGAGACCGAGUCGGAACCCCGCGUCGUCCCACCAGAACGCAGCCUCAAUUUCUCUUGGACCUUCGGCCUCGGCAUAAUUGUCUUUUUCCUCAUUACUUUCAUCGUCAUCAUGGUCCUGCGCGGCGUGUUGCCUAUUAAAUCGCUCCUCUUCAGCUUCUUCGCAAACAUAUACCUCGCAGGAACUAUCAUCUUCGGCGGAGGUCCCGUCGUCAUCCCCCUGCUCCGCGAAUACGUCGUCGCCGAAGGCUGGGUUAGCCCGCGAGACUUCCUCAUCGGCCUAGCCAUUCAGCAGAGCUUUCCCGGUCCCAACUUCAACUUCGCCGUGUACCUUGGCGCCCUGACUGCGAUCAACGGGGGUUACAACUCGGCUGCAGGGGCUGCACUCGGAUUCAUUGGCAUCUUUGCCCCAGGCCUCAUCACCGUUCAUGGCACCAUGGGCAUAUGGAGUGCUAUCCGCGGCCUUAGAUGGGUAAAGUCGCUCCUCAGAGGCGUUAAUGCUGGUGCCGUCGGGCUCAUUUAUACCGCAGUCUACCGCCUGUGGCAAAUCGGUUACAUAGACGAAAAUUUCCAGCAAGGGACAAGUCUCGCACAGGAACCAUGGUGGGUUAUCGUGACGGCAUCGAGCUUUGUCUUCGGCUACUCUUUUGGCGUGAACCCUCCGGUCGCUAUCAUCAUGGGCGCUGUGCUGGGCCUAAUCUGGUAUGGGGUUACAAUCCAAGUCAAUUGGCAUCUCGGCUUCACCGCGUUUGGCGGACCACCUGUUCAUUUCAAGAUUUUUCAUGAUAAGUUCGUAUCGAAGCUCGCUUGGAUCGACGAGCAGCUGUACCAGGAACUUUUCAGCAUCUCCCAAGCUCUCUCUGGCCCUGCUAGCACCAAGAUGCUAUACUGUAUAAAUCUGAUCCAUGAUGGUUUACUUGGAGCUGUCCUUGCCUUUUUUAUUUGGAGUUUGCCUGGCGCGCUAGGCAUGUUUGGCCUCUCCAUCGGUGUCUCCAAUAUCGGAGAGACUCUACCUCGUCCAGUAUAUGCUCUGCUCUCGGGACUUAACGCUGCCACAGUUGGGAUUAUUGCCCUGGCAGCAGUCGAGCUGUCGAAUAAAGCAAUCACGGACAAGCUCACCAGAAUUCUCGUCUUUCUGACUGCCGCAGCUGGAAUGCUAUACAAUGCUCUAUGGUACUUCCCGGUCCUUAUGUUUGCCGCCGGCUUCGCUGCUGUCGUGUACGACUACCGCUGGUUUCACCGACCUAUUCGAGCUGUUGUACAGUUCGUCUCCAGGAUGCAAGGCACGACGCCUACCGAAGGAGAGAAUAUCGCAGGGGACGAAAGCGGACCCAGCAGAGAGACACAUGCCACCAGCACAACUCUCGAUGAUCAAGAUCGGUAUGGUACACGGGAGUCUGAGCCCCGCAUCGUACCACAUGAGUAUCGUCUCAAUUUUACAUGGAAGUCUGGAACUGCGCUCAUUGCAGCAUUCUUCGUUACCUUUAUCAUCGUUAUGGUGCUCCGAGGAGUUUUGCCUGAUCCCCCCCUCCUAUACAAACUAUUCGCGAACCUUUACCUUGCUGGCACCAUCAUUUUCGGCGGCGGACCGGUAGUAAUUCCGCUCCUCAGGGAAUAUAUCGUGGCCGAGGGAUGGGUUAGUCCGCGCGACUUCCUUAUUGGUCUCGCUAUUGCACAGGCCUUCCCGGGGCCAAACUUCAACUUCGCUGUGUUCUUAGGCGGCCUUACAGCUAUUCGCAGCGGGUAUUCUUCCAUUGCCGGAGCACUCAUCGCAUUUUGUGGCAUCUUUUUUCCCGGCAUCGUCCUCGUCCACGGAACAAUGGGGGUCUGGGGGGUGUUACGAAGUAGGCGCUGGGUAAAAUCUGGAGUGAGAGGCGUUAAUGCCGGUGCUGUCGGACUUAUCUAUACGGCCGUAUAUCGGAUCUGGCAGAUUGGCUACAUCGAUGAAGGUUUCCAGUCGGGGAAGAGUCUGGCAGAUGAUCCAUGGUGGGUGGUCGUGACCGCCGCUGCCUACGUGGGGGGGCGAUACUUCAGCAUUGCGGCGCCGCUGGCUAUUCUUCUCGGGGCUGUGCUAGGCUUGGUCAGGUACGGAGUUGUUAUAGGUCGGGAGUGA